UUCAAAGUUGUGACCUUUAGUUCAAUUACAAAUGUUUAUUAUGUUAUUCCCAAAAUAUUAAACUAUAGUUGUAUGCACAAAUGUCACUGCAGUGACAUCAUCUCGUAAUAAACGUUAAUAAAAUGCAAGCCUGGAGUCGUUAAGAUGAUGCUAAAAGAUUUCCUCGGAUUACUUUUUCUCUGCAUAGUUGGAUCCGAACCCAAGGGCGCUCAUUACAGUAUAUUUCUUGAGCACACACCAAAUUGGCAUAGACCGUUCGGACCGUACCCCUCUCAAGUAGGACCUGUUUUGCCGCAAGUACCAAGUUUUGGAAGUUUUAGCAAUUAUUUACCACCUACACAAACUCCACAAACAACAACACCUGAUCCGUCAACACUGGGAUGUGGAACUCCUCCUGCAAGUUGUCUCAAGACUCCAUACCGUUCAUAUGACGGAUCAUGUAACAAUUUAAGAAAUCCAGUUUUGGGUACGCCUCAAACACGUUACGCCAGAUUGUUACCUCCAAAUUAUGGAGACAAAGUAAGCACGCCGACGAUGUCUCAGACUGGAAAACCCUUACCAGGGGCUCGUAUUGUUAGUCUGUUAAUUUAUCCAGAUGUGCAGAUUGAAGAUCCGAAAUUUACAUUAAAUGCUAUGCAAUAUGGGCAAAUUAUAACUCACGAUAUGAGUAUGAUUGCAGGAAGUACUCAAGCGCAACCCCAUCAGACUAGAUGUUGUACUAAUGACGGACAGUUGCUCGAAUUUGCCAACAUUCCAGAGCACUGUUUCCCCAUCCUCUUGCCCAACGAUGACCCCGCUCACUCUCAAACGAACGCUAAAUGCAUGAAUUUUGUAAGAACUAUUACCGACCGUGAUCGUAAUUGCGUCGGGGGCUAUCAGCCUGCGGAACAGCUUACAGCAGUAAAUCACUAUCUCGAUUUAUCAAUAGUCUACGGCAACAAUGAUCAAGUUAAUCAGCAAGUGAGACAGUUCCAGGGAGGAAGACUGAGGGUUGAUUUCAGAGGAGGACAACAGUGGCCACCGAGAAGUAACAAUGCUUCUGGAGUAUGUUCGAUCAGAAGUCCCCAAGAAGCUUGUUAUUUAGCAGGAGACGCUCGAGUAAAUCAAAACCCUCAACUGACCGUUCUUCAGAUAAUCCUCCUUCGAGAACAUAACAGAAUAGCUGACAUUUUAUCAAAACUUAAUCCCCACUGGGACGAUGAACGACUUUUCCAAGAGGCUCGCAGAAUCAGCAUAGCGGAACACCAGUUCAUUUCUUACUACGAAUGGCUGCCUAUUUUCAUAGGUGUGGAAAAUUCUUUCAAAAAUAAAAUAAUUUACAAAACCAAUAGCUUCGUCGAUGAUUAUGAAGAAGAUGUAGAUCCCACUGUUCUGAAUGAACAUGCUACCGCAGCUUUUAGAUAUUUCCACUCUUUAAUUGCGGGCCACUUAGAUUUGGUAAAUGAGCAUCGUAGUAGUUAUGGAAACUUGAGACUAAGUGACUGGUUCAAUCGACCUGCUAUUUUAGAAGAAGGUGAUAAUUUUGAUGAAUUAACUAGAGGUUUAGCUACUCAACCAGAACUGGGGUCAGAUCCUUACCAUGAUAGUGAAAUUACACAAUUUUUGUUUAGGAACGGUCAACCGUUUGGAUCAGAUUUGAAGGCCUUUGAUAUACAAAGAAACAGAGAUCAUGGACUUGCCUCAUACAAUGACUACAGAGCUUACUGCGGACUGCCGAAGGCAUUCAAAUUUGAAGACUUUUUAGAUGUGAUGACCAUGGAUAGCGUACAAAAACUGCAGACAUUAUACGAAAACCCUGACGAUAUCGAUCUAACCGUUGGCGGUUCCUUGGAAGCUCAUGUUCCAGGAACUCUUUCCGGCCCGACUUUUCUUUGUAUUUUAACAGAGCAAUUCUACAGAACACGAGUAGGAGACAGAUUUUGGUUCGAAAAUAAAUUAGAUGGGUUCACUUUAGAACAAUUGAAUGCAAUUCGCCGAACAAGUAUCUCGAGGUUAUUAUGUGAUAAUGGAAAUCACAUCGAGUCCAUGCAACUGAGAGGCUUCGAAAGAAUAUCACACGAUAAUCCUGUGACUCCAUGUGAAGCACUGCCAUUUGUGGAUCUUUCACUUUGGAAGGAGAUUUCAGACACAGGAGUUCCAAUUGAUCGUCCAUAUGAUUAUACCCCAGAUUUAUCUCAUGACUUUUAUUUAAAAAAAUAAUAUAAGAGCACUACAAAGAGGACUACGAAGGAUUUGAGAGUAGUUUUGCAAAAUUUUUGUGGUCAUGAACAGAGUACUGUGAUGGAUGAAAUUCUCUAAACUGUAGUCAAAUUUUAAGCAAAUUGUUUAUUAUGCUUAUUUUUUUUCAUUUUUGUUGUGUGCCCUAUGAUUGUUAAUUUUAUUUAUAAGACUAUUUUUGUUGUGUUGUCAGAGUGUUUUCUUACCCCAAGC
Messenger RNA from Zophobas morio, 2430 nucleotides. Its product is annotated as peroxidase. The transcript is spliced from 12 exons. NCBI's taxonomy places the organism in Eukaryota, Metazoa, Arthropoda, Insecta, Coleoptera, Tenebrionidae. The record is from RefSeq and is a predicted model, not a curated record. Gene Ontology annotation, biological process: response to oxidative stress. Gene Ontology annotation, molecular function: peroxidase activity; heme binding. Bases 145 to 2199 code for a protein of 684 amino acids.